AAGUACCGCUACUUCGCCUGCCUCCUGAGAGAACGAUUUGAUAAGAACAAGGAUGUGAAGGAUAUGGUGAAAGCUACAGAGCUGCUGAGGGCAGGUGAGGAGGAGUUCUGGGCAAACCAGCAUCCUCAGCCAUACAUCUUCCCUGACUCCCCUGGGGGCACUUCCUAUGAGAGAUAUGAGUGCUACAAGCUUCCUGAAUGGUGCUUGGAUUACUGGCAUCCUUCUGAGAAGGCAAUGUAUCCUGAUUACUUUGCCAAACGAGAGCAAUGGAAGAAGCUGCAGCGGGAAAGCUGGGAUAAAGAGAUUAAGCAGUUAGAAGAAGAAACUCCAGCUGAUGGUCCAGUAACUGAAGCUUUGCCUCCAGCUCGUAAGGAAGGGCAUCUGCCACCACUGUGGUGGCACUAUGUUACAAGACCUCGUGAAAUUCCCAUGUAAAAGCAUUAUUUCACCUGAGAAUUGGAGCGGUCUGUCUUCUGUAGGCAGUCGACACGUCAGUGACUGCAUGCUACUCCAAGUAAUACAAAAUAAAGCCAAAUAAAGUAAAAGAGAA
Molecule: messenger RNA, 550 nt
Organism: Cariama cristata (Red-legged seriema)
Lineage: Eukaryota; Metazoa; Chordata; Aves; Cariamiformes; Cariamidae
Gene: NDUFB9
Product: NADH dehydrogenase (ubiquinone) 1 beta subcomplex, 9, 22kDa
Exons: 3
Coding region: 64-435 (123 amino acids)
Biological process (GO): mitochondrial electron transport, NADH to ubiquinone
Source: RefSeq, a predicted model, not a curated record